AUGGCCGGUAAUUCGCGAACUGCUGCUAAUAUCGCCACCAACGAGGGUGUCAUUAUUUCUUCCGCCCCUGACAAUGGACAAAAUACGCUCCCAAUGUUGUGGUUCGGGAUUUUAGUGGCAAUAUUGUGGAUUGGUCAUACAAACCUAUGUUAUAUCUCUGAUCCUCCUACAACUGAGUUGCUAGCUUACAGGGAAGCGCUCAAUUUAUUGUCAGCUCAAGGGUUUUCUAAAGCUAUCAUUGAUGGUGAUUGCCUUCAAUUGAUUCAAGGUUUGCAGGGUGCUCUUGUUUAUAUUCAGAUUCAGAACAGUGUAUAUGACAUCAAUUGCUUGAGUUCCCAGUGUUUGCUUCUUUUCCCCAAAGGAAACAAUGUGAAUCAUUUGUCAAUAUACUUGGAUGUUGCUGAUUCAACAAGUUUGCCACAAGGAUGGAUUAGAGAUGCAAAAAUUAGCUUUGCAGUUAAAAAUCAACUCAACAAUAGUUUGACAGUCGGAGAAGACACACGACAUGUAUUCCAAGCAUUGGCAAAAGAUUGGGGUUUCAAAUCUUUCAUUCCUCUUGGCAAAAUAAAAGAUUCUGCAGAAGGGUAUCUUGUGGGCAAUAUGCUUCUUGUUGAAGUGGAGGUUCUUGUUCACAGUAUCCAGCAUUACUCCAGGCUGGACCCUACAAAGGAAGUAGCAAGGAAUGAAACAAAACCAUCUGAGCCAGUGAUUGCACCACAAACAAACCAAGUUCCUUUAUUACAAAACAAAGUAGUUGAUACUAAAGCAAAUGUUGUAUCAACAACUGUUAUUGAAGCUCCUUUAACAACUAAACCUCUGAACCAGACUAUAGAAGGCAUUCAAACUGGUAUUCCCACCAAUGAUAAAGAGGUUAUCAAGUCUUCACCACCUCCUUCAAUGAUUGCUGAGACUAUUCCUUUAAUGGAUCAUCCCUUUGAGCCUAGAAAACCUUCCCCAAAUGUGCAUACAAUAUACAAGGGUCUACUAUAGAACUUGCAAGCAAGACUAGAACUUUGAGCAGUGAAAUCUCCAUGUCAAACCAAGCACCUAAACUUGAUGUUCAGCAACAAAAAGAAACAUUAAAAGGGUUUUUUAAUAUGUCAUUAGAGGCUAUACAACUAGCUAAUGCCUAUAGCAAUAUUGAGGGAAUUAUCGUUACACUCAUUCAACACAGUGACAAUUUGAGUGAGAAGAUAAUUCUGGAAGACCUUCUCUCUCACCUGGCAGAAUUUGGAGAGAGUGUUCCUGUGGCUAUAAACACUGCAGAAACUGCGCAAGCUCGCAGAACAUCUCUGUCAGGAAAAAACUGUUGUUCUUGAUGCAAAAUUGGCAUAAAGGCAUGAGGAGCUAAGUUACAAGGAGGCUGAAUUCUCAAGACUUUCAAAAGAAGAAGAAAAACUAGAGGCUGAAAUUCAACUCUUAAUUACCCAGAAGGAAGAUAUUGUUGCUCAUAAGAAGUCUGUUUUGGUUGAGUUGGAGAAAUCCAAUAAUGAAGCUUCCAAAGAUUUAGAAGAAUGGAAAAAUCUGGAAAGUGAAAUCAAGCAGGCUAAUGUGGAUUGGCUUGGAGCUAAAGAGAAACUAGCAUUAGCUAAUGUUCGUUGGAAGCUAUACAAGGAGGAUUUGGUUCUUGGAAAGCUUAACAUUUCGUAAGCACUUCCAUGUUGUUUCUGGGAUUUCUUAUAUCAUAUUAAUUCUCUCUUAUUUUAUCAAUCCUUGCUUUUAUUUCUAUUUUAAGUCUUGUCUUGCCAAAAUCUAAGUCAAAUGCCACUGAUUAGUUAUUGAUUACAUUUUUUUUUAUUACAAGUUGAUUA
This is a messenger RNA of Manihot esculenta (cassava), 1811 nucleotides long. RefSeq lists its product as uncharacterized. NCBI's taxonomy places the organism in Eukaryota, Viridiplantae, Streptophyta, Magnoliopsida, Malpighiales, Euphorbiaceae. The coding region runs from base 1 to 990 and encodes 329 amino acids. The transcript has 5 exons. The record is from RefSeq and is a predicted model, not a curated record. Gene Ontology annotation, molecular function: protein binding.